CUAGUCUAGUAGGGAGAGAAAAGAAAAAAAAAAGUCUCUCUUCUCCUUUCCCCCAAAUCGACGGACGGACGGACGGACGGACAGAGACUCCCAUGGCGAUUUGGUUCUAGCAAGCAAGCAAUCUAGGUCUUCCUCCCGAUUCCCCUUCCUUGGACUGCCAACCGCCGCCGGCUGCUUCCCGCCGCCCCUUGUCGUGCACGCCGCCGCCCAACUGCGCCGAGUGCCCAAGGAGCAAGAAGCACCGGGACUCUUGGUCAGGGAGCAAGCGAGGAAGGAGAUAGAUAGAUGGCGGAAUUGGUCGGCCCGCGCGUGUACAGCUGCUGCCACUGCCGCAACCACGUCUGCCUCCACGACGAUAUCAUCUCCAAGGCCUUCCAGGGGAGGAAUGGCCGCGCGUUCCUCUUCUCCCACGCCAUGAACGUCACCACGGGGGCCAAGGAGGACCGGCAGCUCAUGACGGGGCUCCACACCGUCGCCGACAUCCACUGCCGUGACUGCCGCGAGGUGCUCGGGUGGAAGUACGAGAGGGCCUACGAGGAGUCCCAGAAGUACAAGGAAGGCAAGUUCAUAUUCGAAAAGGCCAAGAUUGUGCAGGAGAAUUGGUAGCAAAUAAAUGAAACAAAGAUAAGAUUCAACCAACCAUGUGCUCCCAGGAGAAUGCUCUCUUCUUUGUACAUAGCAGCACUCCGUUUUCUUGUUUUUAAAACUACUACUACCAGUCUGUUGGGUGUUAUUUCCGUGCCAUUUGUAAUUUGUUCUUUGAAACUCCGUUUGUGAUUUGUUGUGUGGGGAGACAAACUUGUCUUCAUUUGUGUGGGAGCCAUUUUCUCAUUGGUCAUAAAUAAAAUGGAUGGUGUAUGAUUGUA
Molecule: messenger RNA, 866 nt
Organism: Aegilops tauschii subsp. strangulata
Lineage: Eukaryota; Viridiplantae; Streptophyta; Magnoliopsida; Poales; Poaceae
Product: protein yippee-like At4g27745
Source: RefSeq, a predicted model, not a curated record